AUGAACUCGUUAAAAGUACCUAAUAACCUGUCCGUUGGGCUUGAAAUCCAGAAUACCAAACAAAAUUUGCAUAAGAUCCCCUCUAGAUCUCCAAUUAAAAAGAAACUCAAGCCUUGGAAAAAAUUGCUCUAUUUACAGCAGCCGUAUCCAGAUAACUAUACAAAUGAAUCUUUUCUUGCCCAGUUAAAAAGGAAUACCACUGUUUCCAAAUACUCUUACUGGAAGUUGGUUGACGAUUUCACCUUAGUUGCAUUUCAUUUAUCCAAUCUAUUGCUAGUAAUUUUGAUAUUUACGGGAAUUUACCUACAGUAUUGGAAUUCUGUUUGGCCCACCCUUAUGAGCAGUUGUUGUUCUAUAAUUGGCUUCAUAAUAUGGGAUCAAAUCAAUAUUUCGUUAGCUGACCAUAAAAAUGAGGGAUAUUACCCAAUUCCAAUCUCGUCGCCAGCACUCUCCUCGGGACCCAAACCAAAAGUUAAAUCCUUCCUAAUCAUUAUUUUCAUUAUCUUGUUGCUAUCUCCAGUUUUGAAGUCCUUAACCAAGUCUACUUCAUCCGAUUCUAUAUGGGCAUUAUCGCUUAUUUUAUGUCUUGCAAAUACAAUUUUCCAUGAUUAUGGGGUUGAUACUACAAGCAGCCAGUAUAUGCCUAUAAUUUCCACAAACAUAUCGUUAUCCAAUGCUAUCGUACUUGCAUCACGACUCAAUUCUACAGUGCAGGUAUUUUGCUUCAUAUUAUUUGCAAUUCAGAUUAAUAUCCUAUUACCACUUUUUGAUUUCAGUAUACGGAAACAUUCACGAAGUAAACUAUACCACAGAUGUUUAGUCAUAUCUGUAUCGGGUGUUGUAUACUACUUAAUUUCUAUAUUAAUCGGAUAUAAUGCUUUAAUUGUGUGGGUAUUAACGCAAGGAGGAAUAGCAUUUAUAAUGCCUAAUUACUUCCUAUCCCUUCAAAAGUACAAAAAUGAACUACAAGGCCCUUGGGAUAUUGCUAAGCCUAUUCUAAAUACAAGUUAG
Messenger RNA from Debaryomyces hansenii CBS767, 1011 nucleotides. It is a transcript of the gene GPI2, whose product is annotated as phosphatidylinositol N-acetylglucosaminyltransferase. Bases 1 to 1011 code for a protein of 336 amino acids. Gene Ontology annotation, cellular component: membrane; glycosylphosphatidylinositol-N-acetylglucosaminyltransferase (GPI-GnT) complex. NCBI's taxonomy places the organism in Eukaryota, Fungi, Ascomycota, Pichiomycetes, Serinales, Debaryomycetaceae. The record is from RefSeq and is a predicted model, not a curated record. Gene Ontology annotation, biological process: GPI anchor biosynthetic process. The transcript has a single exon.